AUAUAAAAUUCGCUGUGAUUAAAACCCUAAUUUCUUCUCCACCGUGCGCAUGUUCUGAGCUUUCGAUUUGCUCUCCGUGAGAGUUCGUCGCUGCGGUUGCUGAAGAAGAUUGCAAUAUGAAGUUCAAUGUUGCGAAUCCCACUACUGGAUGCCAGAAAAAGCUCGAGAUCGACGAUGAUCUGAAACUACGAGCAUUUUGGGACAAGAGGAUUUCACAAGAGGUCAAUGGUGAUGCUCUUGGUGAGGAAUUUAAGGGCUAUGUCUUCAAAAUUACUGGUGGGUGUGACAAGCAAGGAUUUCCAAUGAAGCAAGGAGUGCUGACCCCUGGCCGUGUUCGUCUUUUGCUUCACAGGGGAACUCCUUGCUUUCGUGGAUAUGGAAGGCGCAAUGGAGAACGCAGGAGGAAGUCUGUUCGUGGAUGCAUUGUCAGCCCAGACCUCUCUGUCCUGAACUUGGUUAUUGUUAAGAAGGGUGAGAAUGAUUUACCAGGCCUGACCGAUGUUGAGAAGCCAAGGAUGAGAGGGCCUAAGAGAGCAUCCAAAAUUCGUAAGCUGUUCAACCUGUCUAAGGAGGAUGAUGUGAGGAAGUAUGUCAACACUUACCGUAGAACAUUUACAACAAAAGCUGGUAAACUCUCUGGUUCCUUACCAAUGGUUCAAGAUAUUAUUGGUCCUCUUACACUCCAAAGAAAGCGAGCAAGGAUCGCUGAUAAGAAGAAGAGAAUUGCUAAGGCAAAAUCAGAGGCAGCUGAGUACCAGAAGCUACUUGCCUCUAGGUUGAAGGAGCAGAGGGAGCGUCGUAGUGAGAGUGUGGCUAAGAGGAGAUCAAAGUUAUCCAGUGCUUCUAAACCAGCUGCCACUGCCUAGGCUGCUGUCUGAUGUAGAGAUUUGGUAGUUUAAUCAUCACAGUUUUUGGUAACGUAUGAUAUUUUUUGAUGAUGGACUCAUGAUAAGCGCGAAUGGAUUUUGGUAUUUUUGAUACAUUGAGUUAUUGGAGUAUUCUCAUUUGUAGUGUCACUUGUUGAAUUAUUUUUAACUUUUUUAAAAUAUAUGUAUCCAUUUCAUGUGUUACCUCGUUACCUGUAGGUAUAUCCUGCUUUUUAUAUCAUAUUUUAUGGAUUGA
This is a messenger RNA of Cicer arietinum (chickpea), 1122 nucleotides long. RefSeq names its product small ribosomal subunit protein eS6-like. Gene Ontology annotation, molecular function: structural constituent of ribosome. Gene Ontology annotation, cellular component: ribosome. Gene Ontology annotation, biological process: translation. The record is from RefSeq and is a predicted model, not a curated record. NCBI's taxonomy places the organism in Eukaryota, Viridiplantae, Streptophyta, Magnoliopsida, Fabales, Fabaceae.